AUGGCUAGUCGGACUGAUACCCACGAUAUGGGCUUUAUAGUUCAGCCUGCAUUGCAACGAGACUGGGAACUGACUGGCAAUGUACAAAGCCUGCAAGCCGUCAAGAGAGCAGCCUACGCCCUUGCUUCACGCUACAAUGCGGACAUAGGGGCAAUUCGGAGCUGGGAUCAAGCGGUCAACCAUCGAUACAGCAUCAGCGAUAUGAAUGAUAACUUCCUUGUCAUCAUCGAUAGUAUGUGCAAUCUCAACCUACUGUAUUAUCUCGGCCAUCUGGAACAGGAUGCAAUGCUCAUAGAUAUCGCAACGACUCACCCCCAAACUGUGCGGAAAACCGUACUUCGAGAAGACCACUCGACUUAUCAUCUGGUAAACUUCGACCCGCGCAGUCCUGGCAAAUUCAAAGCCAGAAUGACGAACCAAGGCUACAAUGACGAUUCAACAUGGACUCGAGGCCAAGCCUGGGCCAUUAUGGGCUUUGCGCAGACAUAUCUGUGGACGAAGGAUGUCAUAUUUCUCCACACGGCAAUCGCCUGUGCAGAUAUGUUUUUGGGACGACUAGCACAUGCUGACAAGUUAAAGGGUCAUCACAAUCCUUUCGACCCCGUAUGGGACUUUGACGCACCCCAGGAAGAUCCAGCGGAGUCCCUCCGUGAUUCAUAUGCAGGUGUUAUCGCGGCCAACGGUAUGUUGCUCAUCCAUCAGGCACUGCAGGCCAUCUCCCGUGAUUCCAAAGCACAACUUCCUGCGUCGUCCACAAUCCCCAGCGACCACGACUUCUUAGGGGCUGCUUUGUUGAUCAUCCAAGACACGAUUGAUCUGUGUCUCGAACGAGAUUUAGCCUCUUUAUCGGCUCCAGCUGAGUUGGGUACAGAUGAUAAACUAAAUCAGUGUAUGGUGCUGAAUGCGAGAGUGAACGGGAGUUCAUUUGAUGCCAUAUUGCGAAACGCGACCGCCUGCUACAACGAGCAUGGUUUUAUACGAUAUUGGGAUUAUGGUCUCGCCUAUGCUGACUACUUCCUGCUGGAGUUCGGGAAUAAGCUCUGUAGAAUGGGUUUCUGUUAG
Messenger RNA from Exophiala aquamarina CBS 119918, 1062 nucleotides. RefSeq lists its product as uncharacterized. The coding region runs from base 1 to 1062 and encodes 353 amino acids. The record is from RefSeq and is a predicted model, not a curated record. Gene Ontology annotation, molecular function: chondroitin hydrolase activity. The transcript has a single exon. Lineage: Eukaryota; Fungi; Ascomycota; Eurotiomycetes; Chaetothyriales; Herpotrichiellaceae. Gene Ontology annotation, biological process: polysaccharide catabolic process.